GUCGCUGGCACCAUGUUCUUUGACGCGGUCCUUUCAGUCACGAGUUCACGUCACGAUUUUGACUUUUAUAAUUUCUUUUAUCUUUUAAUCAAUCAAUCAGAUAAUCUCUCCCCGAGUUAUGCCGGUGGUGGCUUAAGUUCUUUCCUUGCGCCGCCCCCCGUCUCACAGUAAUAUUUUUAUAUUUUUAUUUAUCAAUUGUUGUGCCGUUGUUUUAUUAUUUUUUUUUUCUGGACUCCUGUACGGAGUACAUCUGUAGCCCUCUCUUAUUCCCUUCUGAAUCCCCCAUCUUCUACUCAACAUGACAACCGAUGUAUUUGCAGUUCCUAUAUUCUUCAUCUGCUUUCGAGAAUGUGUUGAGACCAGCAUCAUCGUUUCUGUAUUACUUGCCUUUAUCAAGCAGACACUGGGGUCAGACACUGAUGCCGUUACUCGCAAAAAGCUGAUCAAACAGGUAUGGUGGGGAGUUGCCGUCGGGCUAUUUAUAUGCCUCUGUAUUGGAGGUGGCAUGAUUGGGGCCUUCUACGGGUAUGGCAAGGAUCAUUUUGCCAGUACAGAGGAUCUAUGGGAAGGUAUCUUUGCUUUAGUCGCCGCCGUCAUCAUCACGGUCAUGGGCGCAGCCCUUCUGCGGGUGAAUAAAUUGCAGGAGAAAUGGCGUGUCAAGCUGGCCCAGGCAUUAGAGGCAAAGCCUCAACCUCAAGGGAGAAUGAAAGAAAAGAUCAAGCAGUGGUCACAGAAGUACUUCAUGUUUAUCCUACCCUUUAUCACGGUGCUUCGGGAGGGUCUGGAGGCAGUGGUGUUUAUCGGAGGUGUUAGUCUCAGCUUCCCCGCAAGCGCGUUCCCUCUACCUGUGUUCACGGGAAUCCUGGCUGGUGUGGUGGUUGGUUAUAUCAUUUAUCGGGGCGGGAACCAAACCUCACUUCAAAUAUUCAUGGUCAUCUCGACAUGUCUGCUUUACCUGGUCGCUGCUGGACUCCUGUCCCGAGGCGUCUGGUUCUUGGAGAACAACACUUGGAGCAACCUCAUCGGUGGCGAUGCCUCAGAAACAGGAGCUGGUCCUGGAUCAUAUGACAUCCGACAAAGCGUGUGGCAUGUGAAUUGCUGCAGUCCUUUGGUGAAUGGCGGCGGGGGAUGGGGAAUCUUUAAUGCCAUCCUUGGAUGGCAAAACUCUGCCACCUAUGGUUCGGUCAUCUCAUAUAAUCUCUACUGGCUUGUUGUUAUUGUGUGGUUCGUGAUGAUGCGGUAUCGCGAACAGCAGGGGCGUUGGCUAUUGAUCGACCCCUUGGUCCGCCGACUAAAGACCCGGAAGGCUGAUGGGUGCGUGGAAAACGUCGAAAGCACAGCAGCUGUUGGCGUAUUGUCGAACAAUAAAGCAUCGGGGAAUGGGGUUAUGCAACUACAAGCCACGGAGGUCUAAUAUGGCUUGCGUCUACCAGUGCGAAUAGAUGUAUUGUGUAGACAGAUGUCUGUAUUCAAUGUGAGAGAGAACAUCGAGCAACAUCCCUUAAUUCCCUCGUGAGACCAGCUGUUCGCAAUCUUCCCAUAACUUUCUAAAGUGUGUCUCAAACUGUAUCUCUAGAUAAU
Molecule: messenger RNA, 1581 nt
Organism: Aspergillus pseudonomiae
Lineage: Eukaryota; Fungi; Ascomycota; Eurotiomycetes; Eurotiales; Aspergillaceae
Product: FTR1 family protein
Exons: 4
Coding region: 299-1414 (371 amino acids)
Biological process (GO): iron ion transmembrane transport
Cellular component (GO): high-affinity iron permease complex; plasma membrane
Molecular function (GO): ferrous iron transmembrane transporter activity
Source: RefSeq, a predicted model, not a curated record